AUGAAUCUAUCUAUCUAUCUAUCUAUCGCAGUCUGUUCAUAUCUAUCUAUCUAUCUAUCUAUCUAUCUAUCUAUCGCAGUCUGUUCAUUAUCUAUCUAUCUAUCUGCCUCGGUCUUCUGUUCAUUAUCUAUCUAUCUAUCUAGCUAUCUAGCUAGCUAUCUGAGUCUAUUCAUUAUCUAUCUAUCCAUCUAUCUGAGUUUGUUCAUUAUCUGUCUGUCAGUCUAUCUAUCUGAGUCUGUUCCUUAUCUAUUUUUCUGUCUAUCGAUAUCAGUCUUUUUCUUAUCUAUCUAUCUAUCUAUCUAUCUAUCUAUCUAUCUAUCUAUCUAUCGUUAUUCACGUUCUUUCUAUCUAUCUAUAUAUUCAAACACUCCUCAAAACAAAUAUUCUAUAAUAAUAAUAAUAAAACGAAGAAGGUAUAACCUCAUUUCUUUUUUCUUCCUGUCUGCAUUUUAUCGUUUGAUUUGUAUGUAA
Molecule: messenger RNA, 471 nt
Organism: Acanthosepion pharaonis
Lineage: Eukaryota; Metazoa; Mollusca; Cephalopoda; Sepiida; Sepiidae
Source: the annotation of a GenBank genome assembly